CAUCAAUUAAAGAGAAAUUAUAGUUUCUUAUAUAUAUACAAUAAAAAAUGGAUGAUGAUGAUAUGUUUUCAGUUUUCGAUACCAAAAAACAACCCAAUAAAAAUAAAAGAACACGUGAAGUCAAAGAGGAGUCCGAUGAAAAAGAAAAUGGCAAAUGGAUAAAACCAGAAGAGGAAAAUAAAAAUAUAGCUAAUACUACAACAGCCGCAACAGAAGCAACAAACAAUAAUUAUAUACAAACAAACACAAAUAUUAAACCAUUAGGAUUAAAUCAGAAUAAAAAUAAUGAAAAUGUAAAUGAUAGUUUAAAUGCAUUUAAAAAUUCAGUUGGUGUUAAUCAAUUUGAAUUAGAUGAAGAGAUUCAAAAGAAUAAAAAACAAAAAGGCGGCAACCAACCAGCUAUAGCAGAUAUCAGUUUUGAUUCAAAGACUAAAGAUUCAACUAUAGAGUUACUUAGAGAGAACGUUAAACAAAAAGAAAAAGAAGAAAGUGAAAAAAUCGAAGAGGAAGAAAAAAAUCAAGUAAUUCCACAAAAUAGAACAGCAACUGGAGGUUAUAUUACAGCAGCAGGCACAUCUAAAUCAUGCAUUCACGAAGUUUUAUUACCACCAGGUGUCACCAAUGACGAACCAGAAUUAUAUAACCCACCAGAACCAAAAAAUCCAGCACGUCAAUAUCCAUUCAAAUUAGAUCCUUUCCAAGCAACCUCAGUUGCAUGUAUAGAGCGUAACGAAUCAGUUUUAGUUUCUGCCCAUACAUCUGCCGGUAAAACAGUAGUUGCCGAAUAUGCUAUUGCUACAGCACUUCGUGGAGGUCAACGUUGUAUUUAUACCUCACCAAUUAAAGCACUCAGUAAUCAAAAGUAUCGUGAUCUUCAAGAAACAUUCAAUGAUGUAGGUUUAAUGACUGGUGAUAUUACAAUUAAUCCAAAUGCUUCAUGUUUAGUUAUGACCACUGAAAUUCUUCGUAGUAUGCUCUAUCGUGGUUCAGAGACCAUGAGAGAAGUUUCUUGGGUCAUUUUCGAUGAAAUUCACUAUCUCCGUGAUAAAGAAAGAGGUGUAGUUUGGGAAGAAACUAUUAUUUUAUUACCAGACAGUAUCAAAUUUGUUUUUCUUUCAGCUACAAUUCCAAAUGCAAGAGAAUUCGCCGCUUGGAUUGCUAAGAUCCACAAGCAACCAUGUCAUGUUGUUUACACAGAAUAUCGUCCAAUUCCACUUCAACAUUAUAUUUUCCCAUCAGGUGGUGAUGGUCUUCAUUUGGUAGUAGAUGAAAAUGGUGUAUUUAGAGAAGAGAACUUUUUAAAAUCAUUGUCAAAUCUCCAACAAACUGAAGACACUGGUAGAGGUGGUCGUGGUAAAAGACAAAAUAGAGGUCCAUCAGAUUGUUAUAAAAUCGUUAAAAUGAUUAUGGAAAGAAAUUAUCAACCAGUUAUUGUUUUUAGUUUUAGUAAAAAAGAAUGUGAACUUUACGCUCUUCAAAUGUCAAAGUUAGAUUUCAACAAUGAAGAAGAAAAGAAUGCAGUCGAAACAAUUUUCAAUAAUGCCAUCGAUUCAUUAUCAGAGGAAGAUAAAAAAUUACCAGCUGUAAUUAAUAUUUUACCAUUAUUAAAGCGUGGUAUCGGUAUUCAUCAUGCUGGUUUAUUACCAAUUCUCAAGGAAAUCAUUGAAAUUCUCUUCCAAUAUGGUUAUAUCAAGGCUUUAUUUGCAACCGAAACUUUUUCAAUUGGUCUUAAUAUGCCAGCAAAAACUGUAAUUUUCACUUCAGUCAGAAAGUUUGAUGGUGAGGGUACUAGAUGGGUCACUGGUGGUGAAUACAUUCAAAUGAGUGGUAGAGCAGGUCGUAGAGGUCUUGAUGAAAGAGGUAUCGUUAUUUUAAUGGUAGAUGAAAAAAUGGAGCCAGCUGUUGCUAAAGGUAUGGUAAAAGGUCAAGCUGAUCGUUUAACAUCAAGUUUUUGGAUUGGUUAUAGUAUGCUUUUAAAUAUGAUUAGAGUCGAAGAUAUCGAUCCAGAGCAUUUACUCAAACGUUCAUUCCAUCAAUACCAACAAGAAGGUUUUAUUCCACAAUUGGUUGCAAAAUGUGAUGAUUUAGAAACUCAAAAGAAAGAAUUAACAAUUCGUGACGAAAGUGUUGUUGUAGAAUAUGCCUCAAUUAAAGGACAAUUACAAAAACUUAGCGAAGCCAUGCGUGAUUUCACAAAUCAAGCAACUUAUGUUUUACCAUUCCUUAAUGCUGGUAGAUUGGUUCGUAUUAGAGAUGGUAGUGUAGAAUGGGGUUAUGGUAUCAUUUUAAAUUAUUCAAAGCGUUCAAUCAAAUCACAUGGUAUUUCAGAUAAAUCAUUUGAAGUUAUUGCUGAUGUUUUAUUAAAUUGUCAAAAAGUUACUUCAGAUUCAUCAAGCGCACCAAAACCAUGCCCACCAGGUGAAAUUGGUGAACCACAAGUUAUUCCAGUUUCAAUUAAAUUAUUUGAUGGUAUCACAUCCAUCUGUUUACAUAUCAAUAAAGAUCAAGAUCCAAACGAAUUUAAACAUCAUCUUUUAAAGAAGCUCAGAGAAACUGAAAAUAGAUUCAAGAAAGAGGGUGGAUUACCAAUGAUUGACCCAAUCGAAGAUAUGAAAAUUAAAGAUCCAAAUUUUAAAAAGUUAAUUAGAAAGAUUGAAACUCUCGAAUCUAGAUUUGCAUCAUCUGCAGGCUUCAAGGAUAGCGAUAUUGAAGAGCGUGCUAAACUUUUAGAACAAAAGAAUGAUAUCGAUAAAGAAAUUAAAUCAUUAAAGAAGCAAAUAAGAGUUGGUGAUGAAGUUAUUCUCAAGGAUGAUUUACGUUCAAUGAAACGUAUUCUCACUCGUUUAGGUUAUAUUACAGAGGAUGGUGUAGUUGCAUUAAAGGGCCGUGUUGCAUGUGAAAUCAGUGCUGGUGACGAAUUGGUAAUUAGUGAACUUUUAUUUAUGGGUCUUUUCAAUGAUUUAACAGUUGAACAAUGUGUUGCUGUUUUCAGUUGCUUUGUUUUCCCAAAUGAAUCAAAUAACGAUCCAAAUAAUCCAAAGAUUAAACCAGAUCUUGUACCAUUAUUCCGUGCUAUCAAAGAUACCGCUUCAAAAAUUGUUACAGUUUCCCAAGAAUGCAAAUUAACCUCUAUGGACGAAAAAACUUAUUUAAAUUCAUUCAAUCCAAACUAUAUGGAUGUUACCUUUUCAUGGGCAAGUGGUGCCACUUUUUCAGAGAUUGUUAAAAUGACCGAAACUUUUGAAGGUAAUCUUAUUAGAGGUAUUCGUCGUUUAGAUGAAUUAAUUAGACAAAUGGUAGUUGCCGCCAAAGCUAUAGGUAAUAACGAAUUAGAGGCCAAAUUCUCUGAAGCAACUAUUAAAAUUAAAAGAGAUAUUCCUUUUGCUGGUUCAUUAUAUUUAUAAAAAAUUAAAAAUAAAUAAAAAAAAUUUUAAAAUU
Dictyostelium purpureum is the source of this 3438-nucleotide messenger RNA. RefSeq lists its product as uncharacterized. The transcript has 2 exons. The coding region runs from base 48 to 3404 and encodes 1118 amino acids. The record is from RefSeq and is a predicted model, not a curated record. Lineage: Eukaryota; Evosea; Eumycetozoa; Dictyosteliales; Dictyosteliaceae. Gene Ontology annotation, cellular component: nucleus. Gene Ontology annotation, biological process: RNA catabolic process; maturation of 5.8S rRNA. Gene Ontology annotation, molecular function: ATP binding; RNA binding; RNA helicase activity.